Musa acuminata AAA Group (dessert banana) is the source of this 995-nucleotide messenger RNA. RefSeq lists its product as uncharacterized. Gene Ontology annotation, cellular component: nucleus. The coding region runs from base 33 to 638 and encodes 201 amino acids. NCBI's taxonomy places the organism in Eukaryota, Viridiplantae, Streptophyta, Magnoliopsida, Zingiberales, Musaceae. The record is from RefSeq and is a predicted model, not a curated record. The transcript is spliced from 7 exons.
UCGGCUUCGAAGGACCUCGUUUUGUUUCGACAAUGGAAGGGGGUGGAGAAGAGGGCGAACCCCUACAGAGCGAUGCUCUAGUGAAAAUGGACAAGAUAGUAGAAGACGAGGAGCUCAGGUCUCUUCUCAUACCAGAUGUAAAGGAUCUCCCGUCAAUUCCUCCAUCGGCUGUGGAGUCCAACUUCGCUCGCUACUAUGCCGCAGACUUUCUGAAGCCAGGGCAUGAUCAGUACGUAUAUCGCCAUGCCAAUGGAUUGUGUGUAGUCGGUUUGGCUCCAAGCCAUGUCGCCUUGAGAGAGGAAGGUGGCGUAACAGCUGUGAAUUUCAAUGUGGGGAAAUCUGACCGGAGCGAGAUGAAGGUCACCGGAAAGCGCAAAAGGAAUGCGCAGCAUUUCGAUGCCAAAACUUCAUUGUGUAAAGUUUGUGCAAAUGGCAAAGAAUUUAUUGUGAGGUGUUGUGUCAAAGGUUCCCUCUUAGAGGUAAAUGACAGAUUACUUAAGCAACCUGAUCUACUUAAUUCAUCAGCUGACAGAGAAGGAUACAUAGCAAUUAUAAUGCCAAAGCCAAUAGAUUGGCCCAAGAUCAAAGAUUCCUUAUUGAGCCGUGAAGACUACAAGAAAUUGAGAGGCCUUUCUUGAGACAACAAAGGAUUCUGUAACUGCUAUCUGAACAAAGGAGUUGCCAGUUGCAAGAAGAAAGUGACAAUGCUACACCACAGCUCUUUCAGAUUUGUCAACCAAUGAUCAUGUAGUCUUAGGCCCCAGCUGGAUCCCCAAAAAUAAUAAUUAAAGCAUCAGCUAUAACCAAGUUUUUUUUUUUUCUUUUUGGGAUAACCAAGGAUUCAUACUAAGCUGCAUCUUUUAAGGUCCUGAGGAUAUGUUUCAACUAGGGAAGGCCUCCAUUUUUCCUUGUAAAACAUUUGUUUCCAGUAUGACUCUUUGCAGGUAUGUUAUUAUGGUUGAUUAAUUUUAUUAUAUCAGUGAUUCAAACUGUUA